Lactuca sativa (garden lettuce) is the source of this 3249-nucleotide messenger RNA. It is a transcript of the gene GYRA, whose product is annotated as DNA GYRASE A. Gene Ontology annotation, biological process: DNA topological change. Gene Ontology annotation, cellular component: cytoplasm; DNA topoisomerase type II (double strand cut, ATP-hydrolyzing) complex; chromosome. The record is from RefSeq and is a predicted model, not a curated record. Lineage: Eukaryota; Viridiplantae; Streptophyta; Magnoliopsida; Asterales; Asteraceae. Gene Ontology annotation, molecular function: DNA topoisomerase type II (double strand cut, ATP-hydrolyzing) activity; DNA binding; ATP binding.
AAGAACUUGGCGCGCAUGAACCCUUUUACUAGGGUUUAAGGCUCUCUUUACCAUUUGCAUCAUAAAACCAACAUCCAGACAAAGAUACCGAUAACUCUGUAGCGUAGAGACGACGAGAGUGUUCGUUUUGUGAUGGCAUGAAACCUUCAUACUCCCUAUCCAACAAUCCUUCGAUGGCAUUCACAAACAGCUUUCGAUUUUUUCGAUGUUACAAUCAGUUGGCUUUACCAAUUUCCACUGCCCGAUUAUCGAGGCAGGGAUGCAGCUUUGAUACUCUGCGGUUCCUCUCGACCCCUCGACGUUCUAGCCGUCUGACCUCGGUGAGUUCGAAGCGGCGAGAAAAUUCCGCGACAGAGGGCGUCGAGGACGGGGGAGAGGGCGGAAAUGGGGGUUUAGUGACGGUAGCUGCAGGUAGCGAUGGCGAAUCGAGGCAUGGGAGGAUUGUCCCUACGGAGCUUCAUAAAGAGGCUACGGAAGCAUAUAUGUCCUAUGCUAUGUCCGUUCUGCUUGGACGAGCAUUGCCUGAUGUUCGUGAUGGAUUGAAGCCCGUUCACCGCCGUAUAUUAUAUGCAUUGCAUGAAUUGGGCCUUGCAUCACGUAAACCUCAUAAGAAAUGUGCCAGAGUUGUUGGAGAGGUCCUUGGUAAGUUUCACCCACAUGGUGAUACUGCCGUCUAUGAUUCACUGGUCCGAAUGGCACAGGAUUUUUCACUGCGUUGUCCACUCGUGAGUGGUCAUGGGAAUUUUGGCUCAGUGGAUGGAGAUAAUGCUGCAGCAAUGCGGUAUACAGAAUGCAGAUUGGAAGCACUUGCUGAAACAAUGCUUCUAUCAGAUUUGGAUCAGGAUACAGUUGAUUUUGUUCCAAACUUUGACAGUUCUCUAAAAGAACCAUCAUUGCUUCCUGCUAGGAUCCCAAACUUGUUAUUGAAUGGGUCUUCAGGGAUUGCGGUGGGAAUGGCAACCAAUAUCCCUCCACAUAAUCUUGGGGAGUUAGUUGAUGCUCUAAUUGUGUUGAUUCACAAUCCAGAUGCCACUCUGCAAGAAUUGCUUGAGUACAUGCCUGGACCUGACUUCCCAACAGGAGGAAUCAUAAUGGGAAAUCUUGGAAUCUUGGAGGCUUAUAGAACUGGUAAAGGGCGUGUCAUUGUCAGAGGAAAAACAGAGAUAGAAGUAUCAGAUUCUAGAACAAAGAGCGUUGCAAUUAUAGUAAAAGAGAUUCCUUAUCAGACCAACAAAUCCUCUCUAGUCAUGAAAAUUGCUGAGCUUAUUCAGAACAAGACUUUGGAAGGCAUAAGUGAUAUCCGUGAUGAGAGUGAUCGAUCUGGAAUGCGAAUAGUCAUUGAGCUUAAGAGGGGUGCUGAUCCAGCAAUUAUUCUGAAUAAUCUAUACCGUUCCACUGCUCUACAGUCAAGUUUUAGCUGCAACAUGGUUGGUAUUCUCGAUGGACAACCUAAACAAAUGGGCUUAAUAGAAUUGCUUAAGGCUUUCUUGGAUUUUAGAUGCUCAGUGGUUGAAAGACGUGCAAGGUUUAAGCUUGCACAAGCUAGAGACAGAAAUCAUAUUGUUGAGGGUAUCUUAAUUGGGCUAGAUAAUAUCGAUAAUGUAAUUGAUGUAAUCAGAAAAGCUACAAGUAACUCAGUUGCAUCAGCUGAUCUGAGGAAAAAGUUUCAAUUAUCCGAAAAACAAGCUGAAGCAAUAUUAGAUAUCAAUUUACGAAGACUUACAUUACUUGAGAGAGGCAAGUAUGUUAAUGAAGGGAAAUCCUUAACUGACCAAAUUUCUAACUUGGAGGAACUUCUAUCUAGCAAAAAGCAAAUAUUACAGGUGAUUGAACAAGAAGCAAUUGAGAUAAAGAACAAAUUCUCAACUCCACGUCGUUCCGCUUUGGAAGAUGCUGAUAAUGGCACACUUGAUGAUUUAGAUGUUAUCCCAAAUGAAGAAAUGUUAUUGGCACUUAGUGAAAAGGGCUAUGUGAAAAGAAUGAAACCAGACACUUUUAAUCAACAAAAACGUGGCACCAUUGGUAAAUCAGUUGGGAAACUAAGAGUCAAUGACACAAUGUCAGACUUUCUUGUAUGUCGUACCCAUGAUCGACUCCUGUUUUUCAGUGAUAAGGGUAUUGUGUAUUCUGCUGCGGCCUACAAGAUUCCGGAAUGUUCUCGGGCAGCUGCAGGCACACCCUUGAUCCAGAUUUUGUCCUUAUCUGAUGGUGAACGAAUUACGUCUAUCAUCCCUGUUAGUGAUUUUGCUGAAGAUCAAUAUCUUUUAAUGCUAACCGCAAAUGGAUAUGUUAAAAAAGUAUCUUUGAUGUACUUCUCCUCCAUUAGGUCAUCUGGUAUCAUAGCACUUCAACUGGUGCCUGGUGAUGAACUGAAAUGGGUCCGUCAUUGCACAAACGAAGACUAUAUUGCAAUGGCUUCACAAAACGGAAUGGUUAUUCUUAGUUCUUGUGAUAUUAUCCGAGCACUUACUAGACAUAGCCGAGGUCAGAUUGCAAUGAGACUGAAAGAAGGUGAUAGAAUGGCAUGUGUGGAUAUUAUUCCUGCAACCAAACAGGAUGGAAUAGAAAGUGAAUCUGAAUCUAGCACUCCCGACACCCCUAACCGAGCACAUGGGCCAUGGCUGUUGUUUGUGUCUGAAAAUGGUUAUGGAAAACGAGUUCCUCUCAGCCACUUUCGCAAAUCACCUUUGAAUAGGAUUGGAUUAAAAGGGUACAAGUUUUCAUCGGAAGACAAAUUGGCAGCUGUUUUUGUAGUUGGUUUUACUACAGCAGAUGAUGGUGAAAGUGAUGAAGAAGUUGUUCUUGUGAGUCAGAGUGGUACAGUCAACCGGAUAAAAGUCAGGGAUAUUUCUAUUCAGUCACGCUACGCAAGGGGAGUGAUAUUGAUGAGGCUUGAGCAUGCUGGGAAGAUCCAAUCAGCUUCAUUGAUAUCGGCUGCAGAAACAGAUGUGGAGGAGGAAGUUGAAGUUGAAGCUGCUGUGGCAUAAAAAUUUAACCAUGAUUCAUGGUUAGAUCACAAGUGAAGUGAUAUCGGUUAACCAUGGUUAGAUUUUAUUACUGAUGUCAUAUUUAUGCAUGGAGAAUACAUGGGGAAAAGCUACUUAACUCAAUUGGAAGCCUGAAGCUCCUGUAAAUUUCAUGCAAAGGAAACACAAAAGUAUAGUGGUUGAUUGUAUUUUGGGGAUUUUAAACUUUGUAAAAUGCUUGCUUUUGGUGUAGAGUGAUGUGUGCAUUGGAUUAUUAUGGGAA